GCUGCGGGAAGAUUACCGGUCCCCGGCCUAGAUUCAGGGCUCUCUGACGCGGGUUAUGUGAGAAACCCGCAGCCGGGGGGGAAGUCCGGGUGAUGGCCAGUGGGCGGACUGCGGCCCGGGUAAGCGGUGCCUUCCGGACAACAUUCUGCCGAACGCAGUCGAUUCACCCCAACCCUCCGGGAAGGAAUGCCACUGGAAAUUGUGCGUCCAUCUCAAAAUGGAAGAGCGUUUUGUCCAGAGUGGGUUCCUCCCUGUCCAGCCUGUGCCCCCUGGACAUGUUCCAAAGAGCUCAGAAGAAGCCUGCACUACCACGGAAGAUCCUCAGGGAUCGGGCCCAGUCCAGCAUCUCCAGAAACACGGAGUGGCCGUUCCCCCAGUUCAUCUCUCUCUUCUUUCCAGUAUUCACCUUCCGAUCACAGCGGCUGGAGCGGGAAUUCCAGGACAUUGAGCUCAUCACCAAAGGCUCCAUUGGACCGAUUCUGAAAGUCUGUAAAAGGACUGAUGAGCAGACCUACGCUCUCAAGGUCCUGCUGAAGACAGAAAUACUUCGACAGCAAAUGCUGCACCAGUGUAAGGAGGGAGUCACUCUGCAGAAGCAGGCCCACCACCCGUUUGUCCAGGGUUUACAGGAAUGCUGGCAGACCUCACGCCUCCUCUUCAUUAUGUGUGAUUACCACAGCGCUGGAGAUCUCUACAUGCUCUGGAGAGGCUGUCACCCACUGGAAGAGGACACAGUGCGGGUGUUUGCAGCCGAGUUAGGUUCCGCUAUCGGAUUCCUCCAUGAUUUCGGUGUUAUUCAUCGGGAUGUGAAGAUGGAGAAUGUCCUUCUGAAUGAACGAGGUCACCUCAAGUUGACCGAUUUUGGCUUUAGCCGCAGACUGUGUCGGGGAGAGAGGGCUUACACCAUCUGUGGAACCAUGCAGUACAUGGCUCCUGAGGUGUUACGGGGUGGUCCGUACAGCCAUGCAGCUGACUGGUGGUCCCUCGGAGUCCUCCUCUUCGCUCUGCUCAUUGGCAAGUUUCCAGUUGAGCCACAGUGUGAUCACACCUCGAUGCUGCUGAGUGUGGAGCACACAGACAUGAAGCCACCUUCCUGUGUUGUCAGCCAGGCUCUCAGUUUCCUGCUCACAGAGCUUCUGUGUAGAGACCCUCAGCUCCGUUUACACCAUCUCGAUGUGUUCAGUGAGCACCGUUCCUUCCACGGUCUGUCCUUUGAUCCGGAAUCACUGCAGAAGCUGCCCCUGAAACUUCAUCUUCCCAACAAUGAACCCUUGACUCCAGCCAAUCCUGAUCCCAGUCUCUUUAGGGGCUUCGACUAUGACCUGCUCCAAGUUACAGGCUGUUAGGGGCAGGACAGUAGAUAAUGUGUCCGUCUGUCUGCCCCUCUCCUGAUCGCUGUCAGAAAAGGUAGUUUCUCAAUCACUGUCACUAAUGUGCAUUGCUUCAUUCUGUCUACCUUCACACCUUCCCUCUCUCUCUCCCCUCUCUCUUCAUUCUCCGCCUCACUCCCUCGCUGAAUGAAUGUGAGAAUAUCUCUGUCUUCUCCUUGCCUUGCCUGUGUUUUCCCAUGCUGCCUUUCUGCUCCACCUUCCCUCCCCUCUGUUACCCCACGCUUAUGCUCUACUCUUUAUCAACCCCUGCCGCGCCCCCCCCCCCACCUUCCUGGCACUGUCAAACCCUCAGGAUGUUGCUUCCCAGAUAUCUGGUCUUUGUGUUUGAUAUUUCUUUUGUAUGGACUUGUUUUGGAGCUCAAGAUAAACUAGAGAUCCCAUCAUCUGGUAUGGACAGGUCUGUCACUGUAUAACCCUGGGGGACAGUACUGGUGGGGACAGGUCUGUCGCUGUAUAACCCUGGGGGGCAGUACAGGUGGGGACAGGUCUGUCACUGUAUAACACUGGGGGACAGUACUGGUGGGGGACAGGUCUGUCACUGUAUAACACUGGGGGACAGUACUGGUGGGGACAGGUCUGUCACUGUAUAACACUGGGGUACAGUACUGGUGGGGACAGGUCUGUCACUGUAUAACACUGGGGUACAGUACUGGUGGGGGACAGGUUUGUUACUGUAUAACACUGGGGGACAGUACUGGUGGGGACAGGUCUGUCGCUGUAUAACCUUGGGGGACAGUACUGGUGGGGGAUAGGUCUGUCACUGUAUAACACUGGGGAACAGUACUGGUGGGGACAGGUCUGUCACUGUAUAACACUGGGGGACAGUACCGGUGGGGACAGGUCUGUCACAGUAUAACACUAGGGGACAGUACUGGUGGGGGACAGGUCUGUCACUGUAUAACACUGGGGGACAGUACUAGUGGGGGACAGGUCUGUCACUGUAUAACACUGGGGGACAGUACUGGUGGGGGACAGGUCUGUCACUGUAUAACACUGGGGGACACUAUUGGUGGGGACAGGUCUGUCACAGUAUAACACUGGGGUACAGUACUGGUGGGGGCAGGUCUGUCGCUGUAUAACCUUGGGGGACAAUACUGGUGGGGGACAGGUCUGUCACUGCAUAACACUGGGGUACAGUACUGGUGGGGGCAGGUCUGUCACUGUAUAACACUGGGGGACAGUACUGGUGGGGGCAGGUCUGUCGCUGUAUAACCUUGGGGGACAAUACUGGUGGGGGACAGGUCUGUCACAGUAUAACACUGGGGUACAGUACUGGUGGGGGCAGGUCUGUCGCUGUAUAACCUUGGGGGACAAUACUGGUGGGGGACAGGUCUGUCACUGCAUAACACCGGGGUACAGUACUGGUGGGGGCAGGUCUGUCACUGUAUAACACUGGGGGACAGUACUGGUGGGGGCAGGUCUGUCACUGUAUAACACUGGGGUACAGUACUGGUGGGGACAGGUCUGUCACUGUAUAACACUGGGGUACAGUACUGGUGGGGGACAGGUCUGUCCCUGUAUAACCCUGGGGUACAGUGCCGGUGGGGGACAGGUCUGUCACUGUAUAAUGUGGGAUAUAUUGAGUAUGAUUGCAUUGUGAUGAUGCAGCUGCGGGUUCAAUGCUGUGACCUCUGCGCUGUUGACUCCAUCAAUGCCAUGCCUCAGGCAGCUGGUGAUGUCAUUAAAUGUGAAUUGUUUGGUAAAAUGCUUUCUGUAUGAUCAGGGUAGGAUUUGAUCCAUAUGAAUCAUUGAAUGAACUGACUGAUAAAUA
Molecule: messenger RNA, 3162 nt
Organism: Hemiscyllium ocellatum (epaulette shark)
Lineage: Eukaryota; Metazoa; Chordata; Chondrichthyes; Orectolobiformes; Hemiscylliidae
Product: ribosomal protein S6 kinase-related protein-like
Exons: 12
Coding region: 93-1346 (417 amino acids)
Biological process (GO): protein phosphorylation
Molecular function (GO): ATP binding; protein serine/threonine kinase activity
Source: RefSeq, a predicted model, not a curated record